Molecule: messenger RNA, 665 nt
Organism: Leptopilina boulardi
Lineage: Eukaryota; Metazoa; Arthropoda; Insecta; Hymenoptera; Figitidae
Product: U6 snRNA-associated Sm-like protein LSm2
Exons: 4
Coding region: 202-489 (95 amino acids)
Biological process (GO): mRNA splicing, via spliceosome
Cellular component (GO): catalytic step 2 spliceosome; Lsm1-7-Pat1 complex; U6 snRNP
Molecular function (GO): RNA binding
Source: RefSeq, a predicted model, not a curated record
AAUUGUUCCGAGACGAGGAGAACAAGAAAAAAUGUUUUUCUGAAAUUAUUUUUAAUUAAAUAUAUGUAUAUUAAUAUUCUAUUAUUUCAAAACUGUUAAUAUAGUUUAAAAAUAAAAGGAAAUAAUUAAUUAAUGUAGAAUUCUUCUUUAGUCUUUUUUUAUUCAAUUCAUUCAAGUUUACAAUUAAUUACACACACAAAAAUGUUAUUCUACUCGUUCUUCAAAUCUCUUAUUGGCAAAGAUGUUGUUGUCGAAUUGAAAAAUGAUCUCAGUAUUCAAGGAACUUUACAUUCAGUGGAUCAGUAUCUAAAUAUUAAAUUAACCGACAUUAGCGUUACGGAUCCUGAUAAAUAUCCUCACAUGAUGUCGGUGAAAAAUUGUUUCAUUCGAGGUUCAGUUGUUAGAUAUGUUCAACUUCCUGGUGACGAUAUUGAUACACAAUUAUUGCAGGACGCUGCAAGGAAAGAGGCUGCAGUUCAAAGUCGAUAAAAAUAAAAAGAAACGAAAUUUUUUAUUUUAUUUUUUUAAUUAUUCAAUUCAACGUAAGCCGCAUAUUAUUUUUACUACUAUUAUUAUUAUUAUUAUUAUUACAAAUUUUUUUUUCACCACUUUUUUCUUUCUUUAUUUAAACAAUUUGAACAAAAAUAUACUCCAAUUUUAGAGUA